This is a messenger RNA of Anguilla anguilla (European eel), 3256 nucleotides long. RefSeq names its product very long-chain acyl-CoA synthetase-like. Gene Ontology annotation, molecular function: long-chain fatty acid-CoA ligase activity; long-chain fatty acid transmembrane transporter activity. Bases 141 to 1994 code for a protein of 617 amino acids. The transcript is spliced from 10 exons. NCBI's taxonomy places the organism in Eukaryota, Metazoa, Chordata, Actinopteri, Anguilliformes, Anguillidae. The record is from RefSeq and is a predicted model, not a curated record.
GAAUACUGCUUGCCAAAUGAGACUGCCUAUUCGGAGUCGACUCACGCGUAUAGCCUACAUUUGCAAGCAGAAAAUCAUUCAACUAUAAUCAGUUACUGAAGUAUUUUGUCGGGUAUCCCUAUUACACCUAAUCGUGUAAUAUGUACUUAUAUAGCUUUUUAGCUGGACUGGCUAUUUUGCCUUUAUUUUUGUACAUCCGCUUUCCUUACUUAAUACAUGAUUUGCGGUUUUUUGCAAGGAGCAUCCGUUGCGGUAUACAAAUUUCGAAAUACAAAAAGAAAAAGCCAUUCUUUACUAUUUUGGACUGUUUUUUGGACAAGGUGAAGCAGCACCCGGACAAACCUUUUAUUGUUUUUGAGAACAGUACAUACUCCUACUUGGAUGCCGAUAAACAAAGCAACAAAAUUGCCAGAAGUCUGAUGGAGUUUUCUAGUUUGAAGGAAGGGGAUACUGUAGCGCUCUUUUUCGGAAAUGAGCCAAUGUAUGUAUUCCUCUGGUUGGGGCUAUCGAAAAUUGGCUGUAAAAUUGCUCUUUUAAAUCACAGCAUUAGAUCAAAGUCAUUGCUGCACUGUUUCUCGUGUAGCGGAGCAAAUGCGUUAAUUGCUGCUACAGAGCUGAAAGGUGCUGUUGAAGAGAUUCUACCAGCACUGCGGGAGCAGAACAUCUCUGUAUUCAUCCUCAGUGAAGAAUGUAACACAUUGGGGAUCGAAACCCUCUCUGAUAAAAUCAGCAAGGCCUCCGAUAAGCCGCUGUCACCAGACCUGCGGUCAAACGUGAUGUUGAAAAGCCCGGCGCUUUAUAUCUAUACUUCGGGCACCACAGGUCUUCCGAAGGCUGCUGUGAUUACGCACGAGAGGGUGUGGUUAGCGUCGUUUCUUCUGGGGCUAGUUGGAGUGAGCUCAGAUGAUGUACUUUACGUUUGUCUUCCUCUGUACCAUACCUCUGCAUUCCUCAUGGGACUCACUGGUGCAAUUGACAGAGGAAUGACAGUUAUUUUGAGAAGGAAAUUUUCAGCCUCUCAGUUCUGGGACGACUGCAGAAAAUACAAUGUUACAGUGAUACAGUACAUUGGUGAAAUAAUGCGCUACCUCUGCAAUACACCAAAGAAAGUCAGUGACAGAGAUCACAAGGUCCGGAUCGCCGUAGGCAAUGGUAUACGAGCUGACACUUGGUCAGAAUUUCUUCACAGAUUUGGAGAUGUACAGAUCCGUGAAUGUUAUGGUGCCACAGAGGGUAAUGUUGGCUUCAUUAACUAUAUGGGGAAAGUUGGUGCAAUUGGAAAGGACAUUUCUUUCUUGAGGAAAAUCACUCCCUAUGCAUUGAUUAAGUACGACACAGAAAGAGAGGAGCCUGUGCGAGACUCAAAAGGAUUGUGUAUAGAAGUCCCAAGAGGAGAGACCGGCCUUUUUGUUGGGAAGAUAACGAAACUCUCACCUUUCAUUGGAUAUGCUAAAAACAAUGAGCAGACAGAGAAGAAGAGGCUGAAAGAUGUUUUUGAAAAAGGUGACCUUUACUUCAACAGUGGUGAUCUUCUGAAGAUUGACCAGGAUGGAUUUGUCUACUUUCAAGAUCGGAUUGGUGACACGUUCAGAUGGAAGGGGGAGAAUGUGGCAACCAAUGAAGUUACUGAUAUUCUGAUAACAGUGGACUGCAUUGAGGAGGCCAAUGUCUAUGGCGUCAAGGUGCCAGGACAUGAGGGAAGAAUAGGAAUGGCUGCUGUCAAGUUGAAAGAUGGCCAUGAAUUUGAUGGCUCUGACACAUAUGAAUGUGUUAAGACCAGCCUGCCCAUCUAUGCAAGACCUCGCUUUAUUAGGAUUCAGAAUUCCCUGGCACUAACUGGAACAUUCAAGAAGAUUAAAGCGAAGUUGGCAGAGGAUGGUUUCAACCCAGCAACAAUACACGAUCCCUUAUACAUCCUGGAUGAGAAUAAGGGCUACAUUCCAAUGACACAGGAAAUGUAUGAUUCAAUCAGUUCUGGCAGGGUCAGGUUGUGAAAUAGUUAUGGGGAAAUUAAAUGUGCAGAAAUGUUUAUGUGUAAGGGAGACCUAUAAAAUCAUGCAGCUUGUUUUAUGAAUACUAAUAAUUUGAAAUGUUUAAUUUUAUACAUGUUAAUAUGUGUAGCUUUAACAUUUGGCAGUAGCUUUGACUAUAGAUUACUGAAUUGAUUGAAGUUACUCAAAAUGAAUUUCAAAUGCCGGUGUAUCUGUGAAACAAACCUGGGUCAAAUACAUAUUUAAAGUAUUUUAAUUAAUUUUAAAUACUUUUUUUUUAAAUUAUUUGAAAUUCAGCAUUUACAAAUAGAGAGUAUUUCAAUUACAAAAUGUAUUUGAAAAUACAUUUAAGGAGCAUUUGCAUGUAUUUGCUAUUACUUUCAAAUAUGUCUUUAAAAACAUUUAAAAUACUGAAUUUUCAAAUACAAAGUGUUGAUUUAAUUUAAUUAUUUGAAAAUAAUUUCACAACAUAAGGCCAGUGGUGCGACAUGCGCAAUUGCACCAAAAUGUUGACAGACUUAAAAAGUACUGGAUAUGCGAGAACCUAUCAGCUCUGAAAGCUGAACAUUUUGUUUAUUAAGAUGACAGUAAAUUAGAUGACAGUAUUUUGAUGAGCAUGCCUCAGGUGACUACUGAUGGCCCCAGUCCAACUGUACCGAUUUCCAUUGUUAUUUGGUAGUGAAUAUGCACGGCUGAUUUCUAUUUUAUCUGUGUUUAACUUUACAAAAUGUAAAGGAUGGAACUGUACAUAUGGCUGUCAAAUGCUCUGACAACAUAAAAAAGAGGAAAUACAGUAAAAGGCCACUAACUUUAAAAAGAUUGCAUGGGUACAAAUAAACUGGCAAGUAGCUUAUCAAGAAGUCUGAGUUUGCCAUCCCCCCCCAUGCAAAGACAUGUACGGGCAUAUAAGCUGCUGUCCGUUAGAGGCAGCCCAUGAGUUGUUUAAAAUUGCCAACGUAGACUACCCUUGCUUCAUAGUCUAAAUUCAAUGCCUAGCCCCUAUUAGUUCCCCUGGAGUGCCCUCAGUAUUAUAGCUUGCUGACAUCACAUUGAAUGUGUAUUUACAUGCAUUUUCAAAUCCAAAUCCAAAUAUGUAUUUGUAUUUGACCCAGGUCUGCUGUGAAGUGAAUGCAUUAACAUUGUGUAUAGAAAUGUAUGUUUUAUAUGGAAGACCAAAUGUGACAAAAUUUUAAAAAAUUAAUUGAUAAUUAAAUGAACGGAUUGUUUAAUAUAAACGCCAUGAAAUAAAUUGAUAAUGAAAUAAA